Messenger RNA from Grammomys surdaster, 1504 nucleotides. It is a transcript of the gene Tmem11, whose product is annotated as transmembrane protein 11. NCBI's taxonomy places the organism in Eukaryota, Metazoa, Chordata, Mammalia, Rodentia, Muridae. The record is from RefSeq and is a predicted model, not a curated record. Gene Ontology annotation, cellular component: mitochondrial inner membrane. Gene Ontology annotation, biological process: inner mitochondrial membrane organization. Bases 597 to 1127 code for a protein of 176 amino acids. The transcript has 3 exons.
CGUUCUGGGCACCCAAGGACGUCCAGUUGGUGGGCGCUGAGACUCGUACUUUUCAACUCGGAGACUUUCCUCAGGCGGAGCCCACCUCUUGCCCUCUUGCGCGCGGCAGCUUACAACAGGCUUCCGGCGUGAGGCAUUGUGGGCAGUAUAGUCCUCUCGCAACCUCCCACCGCAUACGCGCGGCUCACCGGACUACGUUUCCCUUCGGCCUGCGCGCGCCCCGAGCCGCGUCGGCUCCAGCCCCCGACGAACCGAGAGUCUCCAAGAUGGCCGCGUGGGGAAGGAGGCGUCUCGGUCCGGGCGGCGGUGGCUCCCGAGAGAGGGAAACAACAGUAUUUGUAAUGAAGAACAUCAAACUCUGAGCUGUAACCUGAAUUGUUGUCCAAAAUUGAGCACACUGACAGCGAGCACAGCAGACAGAUUGCCGUUUGUCCUGCUGGCCUCUUUGAGGCACACUUACCCAUCUAGGAAAGCAGAGCAGGUAUCUGUAUUCUACCACCUGUGUGCCAGCCUGGACCAGCUCUCAGACAGCCCUGCCUGUCCUUUCUUGGGUUACUUGGUGCUGCUCAGAGCCCCUGAGCAUCUCUGAGAUCUUCAUGAUUGUUGGAAUGGUUAGCCUGUCAGCUACAGACUGCUACAUUGUGCAUGAAAUCUACAGUGGGGAGAAUGCCCAGGACCAGUUUGAGUAUGAGCUGGAGCAGGCGCUGGAAGCCCAGUACAAGUACAUUGUGAUAGAGCCCACCCGAAUUGGAGAUGAGACAGCACGCUGGAUCACCGUAGGCAAUUGCCUGCACAAGACGGCCGUGUUGGCAGGUACUGCCUGCCUCUUCACCCCAUUGGCACUGCCCCUGGAUUACUCCCACUACAUCUCCCUGCCCGCUGGUGUGCUGAGCCUGGCCUGCUGUACCCUCUAUGGGAUCUCCUGGCAGUUUGACCCUUGCUGCAAGUACCAGGUGGAGUAUGAUGCCUAUAAACUGUCUCGCCUGCCUCUGCACACGCUCACCUCCUCCACACCAGUGGUGCUGGUUCGGAAGGAUGACCUGCACAGAAAGAGACUGCACAACACAAUAGCCCUGGCUGCCCUGGUGUACUGUGUAAAGAAGGUUUAUGAGCUCUACGCCGUAUGACUGCAGGAGAGUGGGACAAGAAGCAGAAGCACAGGGCCCACAGGACUCAGAUCCUACAGCAACACUGGGUUUUCUCUGUGAAGCAACAGCACCUGGGAAAGUUUGGUUUAAUACUUGUUAUUUUUUUAAGCAAAAAUAACAGAUCAUGGGUGUGCCAGGGGUUUAUUCAGCUCAUUACACUAAGAUGUCUAUUUCCAUAACCCAGGAGUGGCUCCCAGGCUGUGGAAGUCUGACUGAGCAAUGGAAUAUGGAUAGGAGCCAAUGCUACUUUCUGAGGGGUAUGAACUUGAUGUGGGGGUGUCUUAAGUAUAUUGUUUAACUAUACCAUUCAGAAGCCAACCGGAAGCUAUUGACCAUUAAAAUUAUGAGAAUUUCAA